This is a messenger RNA of Pipistrellus kuhlii (Kuhl's pipistrelle), 5193 nucleotides long. It is a transcript of the gene MYBL1, whose product is annotated as MYB proto-oncogene like 1. Gene Ontology annotation, biological process: mitotic cell cycle; positive regulation of transcription by RNA polymerase II. The transcript is spliced from 16 exons. Gene Ontology annotation, molecular function: RNA polymerase II cis-regulatory region sequence-specific DNA binding; DNA-binding transcription factor activity, RNA polymerase II-specific. Lineage: Eukaryota; Metazoa; Chordata; Mammalia; Chiroptera; Vespertilionidae. Gene Ontology annotation, cellular component: nucleus. The record is from RefSeq and is a predicted model, not a curated record. The coding region runs from base 471 to 2726 and encodes 751 amino acids.
CGGCGGCUCUGGAGGGAGGCUGGGCGCGAGAUUCGGCCGAGGGGGACAAAACCCUGCAGGAGGCAGCGAGCCUUUGCAGAGAGCUGCUCUCGCUGCGGGGAGCGGCGCCCCCGAGGCGAGGAGGCUGAGAGGCGGAGGGCGGGAGGGGCCGGCGGAGGGCGGGAGCGCGCCUGCUGACAUGUUGGGGGCAUCCCUGACUGGGCUGGUCCGGGGGUAGGAGCGGCGGCGCUUGCAGACCCUGGGGAGAGGUGGGGGGGGGGGGGCGGCGGCUGUGUGUGUCUUGUCCGCCCCUCCGUCCUGCCCCGGCCGGCCGGGGACGUGCGUUCCGCGGCGCGGCGGCCCGGGAGAGGGAGCCCGGGGAAUCAGCGGGCGGGAGGGUCCGGGGAGGGGAAAAAAAGCAGCAUUCGCCUGAGGCUGGAGGAGGCUGACCUGCGUCCCCGCCCAGCCCGCGCCUAUGCGGUACUCGAAGGAUGGCGAAGAGGUCGCGCAGUGAGGAUGAGGAUGAUGACCUUCAGUAUGCUGAUCAUGAUUAUGAAGUACCCCAACAAAAAGGAUUAAAGAAACUCUGGAACAGAGUAAAAUGGACAAGAGAUGAGGAUGAUAAGCUAAAGAAGUUGGUUGAGCAACAUGGAACUGACGAUUGGACUCUAAUUUCUAGUCAUCUUCAGAAUCGUUCUGAUUUUCAGUGCCAGCAUCGAUGGCAGAAAGUUUUAAAUCCAGAAUUGAUAAAGGGCCCCUGGACUAAAGAAGAAGAUCAGAGGGUUAUUGAAUUAGUUCAGAAAUAUGGCCCAAAAAGAUGGUCUUUGAUUGCAAAACAUUUAAAAGGAAGAAUAGGCAAGCAGUGUAGAGAACGAUGGCAUAAUCAUCUGAAUCCCGAGGUAAAGAAAUCUUCCUGGACAGAAGAGGAGGACAGGAUCAUUUAUGAAGCACAUAAGCGGUUGGGAAAUCGUUGGGCAGAAAUUGCCAAACUACUUCCUGGAAGGACUGAUAACUCUAUUAAAAACCAUUGGAAUUCUACUAUGCGAAGAAAAGUGGAACAGGAGGGCUAUUUACAAGAUGGAAUAAAAUUAGAACGAUCUUCAUCUAAACUCCAACACAAACCUUGUGCGACAAUGGACCAUUUGCAAACCCAGAAUCAAUUUUACAUACCUGUUCAGAUCCCGGGCUAUCAGUAUGUGUCACCUGAAGGCAAUUGUAUAGAACAUGUUCAGACUUCUGCCUUUAUUCAGCAACCCUUUGUUGAUGAAGAUCCUGAUAAGGAAAAAAAAAUAAAGGAACUUGAGUUGCUUCUUAUGUCAGCUGAGAAUGAAGUUAGAAGAAAGCGAGUUCCAUCGCAGCCUGGAAGCUUUUCUAGCUGGUCUGGUAGUUUCCUCAUGGAUGAUAGCACAUCCAAUACUCUAAACAGCCUCGAGGAGCACUCUAGUGAGAUUUACAGUAUGGAUGAAAAUCAGACAAUGGCUGCUCAGCAGAAUUCACCCACAAAGUUCCUGGCCGUGGAGGCAAAUGCUGUGCUGUCCUCUCUACAGACCAUCCCAGAAUUUGCAGAGACUCUAGAACUUAUUGAAUCUGAUCCUGUAGCGUGGAGUGAUGUCACCAGCUUUGAUCUUACUGGUGCCACUGCUUCUCCUGUCAAGUCCACUCCAGUUAAACUGAUGCGAAUUCAGCACAACGAAGGUGCCAUGGAAUGUCAGUUUAAUGUCAGCCUUGUACUUGAAGGGAAAAAAAACAGUUGCAGUGGUGCAGAAAGUGAGGCGGUUCCUUUAACAUCCCCAAAUGUGGCCAAGUUUAGUACUCCACCAACCAUUCUCAGAAAGAAGAGAAGAACACGAAUGGGUCAGUCCCCAGGCAGUGAACUUAGCGAUGGCACGUUCAGCGAUGGCAGUAAUACAGCAUUAAAACACACACCGGUGAAAACACUACCAUUUUCUCCUUCACAGUUUUUUAACACAUGCUCUGGAAAUGAACAAGUUAAUAUAGAGAAUCCUUCAUUUACAUCAACCCCUAUUUGUGGGCAGAAAGUUCUUAUUACAACUCCUCUUCAUAAGGAAACAACUCCCAAAGAUCAAAAGGAAAAUGUAGGGUUUAGAACACCUACGAUUAGAAGAUCUAUAUUGGGUACCACACCAAGAACUCCUACUCCUUUUAAAAAUGCGCUAGCUGCUCAGGAGAAAAAAUAUGGACCGCUAAAAAUUGUGUCACAGCCACUUGCCUUUCUGGAAGAAGAUAUUCGGGAAGUUUUAAAAGAAGAAACUGGAACGGACAUAUUCCUCAAAGAGGAAGAUGAACCUGUUUACAAAAGCUGCAAACAAGAGCAUACUGCUUCCGUGAAGAAAGUCAGAAAAUCACUAGUUUUGGAUAAUUGGGAAAAAGAAGAACCAGGUCCUCAGCUAUUGACUGAAGACAUUCCAGACACACAGUCAGAAAAUAUAUUUACAACAUCUUUAUUAAUGAUACCAUUAUUGGAAAUACAUGACAAUAGGUGCAACUUGACUCCUGAAAAACAAGAUAUAAAUUCAACCAACAAAACAUAUACACUUAAUAAAAAGAAACCAAACCCUAACACUUCCAAAGUUGUCACAUUGGAAAAGAAUCUUCAGUCAAACUGUGAAUGGGAAACAGUGGUUUAUGGGAAGACAGAAGACCAACUCAUCAUGACUGAACAAGCAAGAAGAUACUUGAGCACUUACACAGCUACCAGCAGCACUUCAAGAGCUCUCAUACUGUAAUUGUUAUUAAAGCUGAUGAAAUGCCCCACUCCCUAAGUAUAGCCUAUACUAAAUUAAGUUGCAAUGAAAUUUGUGUCAAUUAAUUGUUUUUAAGGUUUUAAUACAGCCCUAAAACGGUUUGCAUCUUUAUUCAUACUAAGCAGGCAGAAAGCUAAGCCGCUUAAGGGGUAGGAAGUUUUGUAAUUUAUCUUUUAAGAUAUGAGAUUUUUUAAAAUUGUUUUUAAAGAGCAAGAUGGAAAAAAUCAUAUUAGACUGUUUAUGGAUAUUCUAAAAGCAAAUUCUCACAUAUUUUCUUCAGAAGAUAUAUGUUGUUACUCUCUUAAUGCUGCAGUUUCGUUACAGAGUAUGUGUAAUUUCUGAAAUUAGUCUGUAUGGGAAGCACACAUGGUUUUAUGAAGUACUUUUGCCAACGUGCUGAUUUAUUUAGCCUACCAUUUACAAAGAAACACAAUGGAAAGGAAGUUGAAGGAUAGAACGUUGCACUACUAAAUUUUGGUAUUUUUCAAAAACAAUAAAAUUAACUACAGUGUUAAAUGUAUUUAUUUGAGCAUAGUACUGAAAACAAAAUGCAUGGAAAAAGGGUUUUUUAUUUUGUAAAGAGUCAGUAUUUUUUUCAUAAGUCUCAGAAGAUCUGAGAGUUUGUUGAAUGUAUUGUACAGUAUAUUGGAGCAGGAAAACUUUGUAAAUUGGAAAGAAGUCUGUUUUUAUAAUUUAUUUUCAUUUUUAAAGCUUAAAUGUAGAUAUUUAUACCUAUACAGGGUGUCUAGAAGCCAGUGUUGUUUCCUGUUGUUAUAGCUAACAUAAGAACAAUUUUGACUUUUAAGUAUGAAACAAUAAGUUAUAGCUGCAAAGAAUAUAAUAUCUAUACUGUUUGUCACAUCUACCUAAGUAUUGCACUAUGCCCUUUAAAUCAUGUUGGUUACAAAGUAGUUCUAAAAAUGUACUAAAUAAUAAUUUAAUAUUUUUUUUUAAAAUUAUACGGGGAGGGUUCAUAUAAAUUAAUCUGGUAAUUUGUAUAUGUGUUUGAAAUUUUUGCAUUUUGUUUAAAAAAUAAUAUGGUACUUUGGUCCCUAAAAACAGUUUUGCACUUAGAAGUUUGUUAUAUUACUAUAUGUUUCAGAAAUAGAGAACAUUAUCUUUUAUUUAUAAAAAUAUUUUGUCCUUUAAAAAAAUGUUUUGUGUUUCUCUACAGGUUACAACAAUUGCUUCAGUUGCCUGUUUUAGGUGUUUGCACUUAUUUUUCUUCUUGAAAGAAUGUCUUUAUUUGCUUUUUGUGUAGAGAUUUUAUGUAAUAUUUUUGAGACAUGAAAUAGUGUGCUGUCAACUUAAACACUGACAGGUAAAUAGAAUUGUACACUGUAGUUUUAAUUUUUAUUUAUAAUUGACACACUCUCUCCCUCUCCACCCCUGAAGUAUGCUGCUAUGAGAGAAGGAAAGAGCAACCACCACUUCACUGUUUGAAAAGAGAAAAAGCAAAUGAUGGCAGGUUCUCAAGUUAACUUAAUGGAAUCAACCAUUACCAGGCAAAUUCUUGCAAAUACCAAAAUACUAUGCCUUUAAGACAAAAACAGCUUAAGAUUUUCUAACGUCUCCAUGUUAAUAGAAAUGGAAAUACUAAGUAUUUUAAUGCCUAGCUCUUGAAUAGUAGACCUAAUAGAGUUUUAAGCUGUUUAAAUCCACUAGUUCAUUGUUGCAUAUCAGAUGUAGUGAGAAGUGAAGAAAAUGUCUAGUACUAAGAUUAUGCCUUGUUGAUAACAAAUAAAUGGACCAAUUGGAAUCUUCUUAGCAUCUUUGUUAAGUAUGUUGAUUGCUUCCUAAUUAGUGAAUUCUCAUAGAAAUUUCACUUUGUAAAACCAAAUGAUUGUAGCAAAAAUAUACUGGAUCAUUUCAAUUUUAGUUGCCUUGAAUUAAUAGCACAUAAUGGUUCAUUUUUUUGUUUUUUUGCUUUUUUAAUUAUUUUUUAAUUUAUGUAGCCCUUGGAUGUACAUAGUAUCCAAUCACCAAAGUAUAAUAUUUUAGGAGAACUAUAUUUUUUAAAGCAUAAUUUUUCUUAAGCAUUAAAUUACUCCAAAGGUAGCAUAUUGCAAAGAAGCCUGGGAUUAUUGGAUAUAGUACUACUUGGGUUGGUAUUGGUUGAAUCCUUCAGUUAACUGCUUUGUUGCUUUUUGCAAGAACUUUUAAAAUCUUAAGCAUGUCAGGCAUCUUAAGUCACCUUUAUACUGUUGUGAUCAUUUGAAUUUCUUUCGGUAUGUUAUAAAAAUGCCAGACGUACAUGUAGCAGCCAUACUUGCAUGGAAACUAGUACACAUAUAUAAUACUGUAUUUCCUUGUAAGGUUUUCAUAUUAAUACAGCAAUUACCCUGACUAAAUUGAGUUUCUUGAUGUAUUGAAAAACUUUUCAUUGCGAGGGAAUCUUGCUUACAGUGUUGACUAUUAACAUUAGAAAUAAAGCAUUUGUGUACAAGUU